AUCGUCUUGGGAUUGUUGUUAUUGAGUGUUGAUGGCCGUGCGACGAGCGUGUACUUGACACUUGUAAUUUGAGGAGAACAGCCGUGGACACGCACAAUUCGACGAUGCUUCGAAUCUUGUGAAAAGAGAAAGAGAAGGCGGAAGAAUAGUGACUCUUAUGACAGAAGAAACAGAUGAUCUGAAAUGACUUCAUUAAGAAUAAGAUCUUUUUUCCUGGGCAUAAUUGCAGCAUCAGUCACAUGGGCUGUAGUCAUCUACCUGUAUUGUUCACUGAUAGAGGAUGUUGGAAAUGAUCCUGCUCACAAAGAUCCUGCACAAAGAAAUUAUGGAAAAUACUCUAAAUUAAAACAAGUAAGAGAAAACUUUUUUGUAUUAUCUAAAAGUAGAGGAGAUGAUAACGAUAUCAAAACAUUUGAUAUAGAAACCAAUAAUGUUAAUAGUGAGAAAAGGUUAAAAAGUAACUUGAAAAAACACUUCAUCAAGAACAUGAAGGAAGAAACUCAGGACAUGGGAGGAAGAGAUGGAGUACUGGUGUCAAGUGAUACCCCUCUUGAGGAGCUGGGGCUUGUGAAGACACACAGGGAUCAAGAGGAAAAAGAACAAGGAUAUAGGCUACAUGCAUUCAACUCACUAAUAUCCUCACGCCUUUCACCACACCGCUCAGUGCCAGACACCAGAAAUAAGAGGUGCAAGGAUAUUGUGUAUCCGGAUCAGUUACCAAUGGCAUCCAUUGUCAUCUGUUUCUUUCGUGAAGAACAUGCUGCUCUCCUACGUAGUGUUCAUUCCAUUCUGGAUCGCACACCUUCCCAAUUCCUGCAGGAAAUCAUCCUCGUGGAUGAUACAGAUGAAGAGAGCUAUCAUGAAGAAGUAGAACACGAAAUGAGAAACUUGAGUGAAAAAAUCCGCAUCUUGAAGACUACUCAGCGGGAAGGUCUUAUUCGAGCUCGGGUGUUUGGGGCUCGUCACGCUGUGGGGCAGGUGCUGGUGUUUCUGGAUAGUCACAUAGAGGUGAAUGUUGGAUGGAUUGAGCCCUUGCUAGCUCGAAUAGCAGAAGACACUCACCAUGUGGUCACCCCAAUCAUUGAUGUCAUCUCUCCAGACACUUUCCAGUACAGUCCAUCUCCUUUGGUGCGGGGAGGCUUCAACUGGGGGCUGCACUUUAAAUGGGACACCAUCCCUCCGUCAUAUUUUGCUGAUAAGAGAAACUACGUCAAACCUAUCAAGUCCCCCACCAUGGCAGGAGGUCUCUUUGCCAUGGAUCGCAUUUAUUUCAAGGAGCUAGGAGAGUAUGACACAGGAAUGGAUGUAUGGGGUGGAGAAAAUCUGGAGAUGUCAUUCAGAAUAUGGAUGUGUGGAGGAAAGCUGGAGAUCAUCCCAUGCUCUCGGGUGGGGCACAUCUUCAGACGGCGGCGGCCAUAUGGAUCAGGCAGUGGACAAGACUCCCUUCUUCAUAACUCUCUCCGUGUUGCUCAUGUCUGGAUGGAUGAAUUCAAGGAAAGUUUCCUCAAGUCACGUCCAUAUGCAGAAAAAAUGAAUUAUGGUGAUAUAUCAGAAAGAGUAAAACUUAGAGAGGAGCUGCAGUGCAAACCUUUCUCUUGGUACCUCAACACUGUAUACCCUGAGCUGGGGUUGCCUGAUGCUGGAGGCAAGGCAGGUGGUGUCGGGGAGCAGGCUGCAUUGGGUGUCCGACAGUUUCAACCAUGGAAUAAAAGAACAAGGAAUUAUACCCACAAAUGGCAGAUUCGAUUAACAGGAACUGACUUCUGUGUAGAAUCUGAAGAGCAUCCUUCUAAAAAAGGUUCAAGAUUAGUUCUUGCUGAAUGCUCAGAGUGGGAGCGUCAGAUUUUUCAGCAAACUGACCGUAAUGAACUAGUUCUGGCCCAGCUGUUGUGUCUGGAGGCCACAGACCACUUUCCACUUAACAAGAAGUGUCAUGAAAUGGGAGGGGCACAGGAAUGGAAAGUAAAAAAUCAGAUGGGAGUUCCUCUUUACAACUUGGCCACUGGGUUGUGUGUCGCUGCAGAGGAAGUGCGGUCAGGUGCAUCCAUCAUUAUGAACAUGUGCUCAACACCCAAGUUAACAAACUGGGAUCUAGUAGAUGUUGCUUGAGGUAAGAAAAGGUACUAAGAAUGUUACAAUUGCUGUUGUAAACUUAAUUAUGGAUACAAUAGGUUUCUGUGAUCUGUUAUUAAACUAAAAUAUUUGUAUUGUAGAGAGCAAUGUAAAUGUUUUAUAAAGCACAGCCCUACCUAAUAAUAAUCUACAUUUCUGCAAGUCACAAACAGUAUUUUGAUCUUUAGAAAUAACAAUAAAAAACACUACUAACAGUCAUCAACUUUGUUCAUAGUUUAUCAUACAUCAUAACUUAAAAUUCAUAAGCAGAGGAGCUCCUGUAAUUCCAAUUUUCAAUAGAUUUACAGCAGCAUUUAAAUUUUGUGAAUCAUCAGACAGUUAUGACAGUGAUAUUUGUGAAAACUUAAAACAAAGCACCUGUAAAAUCUCAGCACACAAGAUGAAUGUGGAAAUUCAUGUCAAGGUACUCCAGUAGGUCACAACAGUGAUUUAGAAUAUUCUAUAUGUACUGUACCAGAACUUCUCUUUGUGUAUUUCCAUGAAUGGGUUGCAAAAAACACCAUGCUUCAUAUACUCAGUGUUGUUCAGUUAUACAUCUUAUAUCUACCUUAUUAAUGCUGCAUUUUUUCUGAUAAUGGUAAUCAUAUCAUGCAUUCCAUAAUCUGUAGAUGUGUUUAUCCACAUCUGAUUUCUUGCUUUAAUUUGAAUUAUUGUUAAGAUUAUUUUUUCACUGAAUCAUGAUGUUCCUUCAUAUGGGCUCAUCAGGGGUGGAAGGGUUGUGGGUAAGUCAUAAAUAGAAAUAGUGUAGAUAAAUAGAAAAACAAUAACAAAGGAUGAAGGUUUGGGAGCAACAAUGCUUACCUUGUUCUGCAGGGUAAGGAUUGCUUCACUUGAGGUUGUGAUAUUUAGUAACAGUCCUGUAAUUUAACAAUCUCUUAUUAGGUGUUGAAUGAAUUCUUAAGUAUUGGAGAGGAAAAUCUUCAAAGUAACAUCACACAAGUCAAUGCAUAUUACAGUGAUGGUAAAAAUAGUUUACUAUGACAAUAUGGAAUCAUUAUGAUGCACAAUUACUUCAAAUAGUUAUGUAACAUUCACUUUCUUAUAAAUGCUUCAUACCAUCAGUUUCAUCAAUUAAAAAGUGCAUUGAUGCAUUAGGAAAGAUACAUAUAGCACAAAACCAUACUGCACUGCUCACAGUAUUAUUUACAGUAUGUAUAGUCAUACCAUAUUUUUUUUAUUAUAUGUAUUUAUUGAUUUUUUACUUUGUUGUACUUUGGCUUGUAAGAAAAACUUUUGUAGAUGAGCAAUUUAUAAGGCAAGCAUAAAUACUGAAAAAAAUUUGCUUGGAUAGUGUAACUUGGAAAGUUAAUCAAGAUCUGAUGCUUCAUCUGUCCCAUUUUUGGUACAUUGUCCCCUACAGUAGCCGUCCUUCCUCUUGUGUCUACCAGUGUUAUAAUAUAUGCACUUGUACUGUGCUCUCCUACAUUAUUUUGUGACUUUUUUUUACAGUGUAGUGAUUUUACAUUGCUAAAACUAUGGGCUGCAUCAUGACUUUAAAGGAAGGUGCCAAGAUGAUCAUAGUGAGACAAAAAGGGACGUUAUUGGGAAGCAUGGAUAAGGCAUCUACAUAUCAUUAUUUGUUGAUUUUCAAUUUGGAACAGUAAUUUGUAUUUAUAAUAGCAUUGAAAAUGACUCGCAUGAAUACUUCUCGGGAGAUGGAACAGAUCACAUGUGGUCUCAUUAAUUCUUAUGGACAGAAUUGAUUUGGGUUAUGAUUACACUGGACUAUAGCCCCUUACCAGGAAUGAAUUAUGCUUACCAUCCAAGGUACUGCUGUAUAUGGAAUGGAGACCAAUUAACACUAAAAUGGUAGCAAAUAAUAUACUAGGGAGGGAGAAACUUCUCCCUCUUGUGUAGACUGCUGUGAUAUGAAUACUAUUUACCUUUAUAAAUAUAUUGUGGUGGUGAUUUGUGCCAGGGAGAAACAUAUGGAUUGCCAUUUAUUUAAUAAGGAGGCAGCUUUACAAUAUAUAACUAUCACUCUCUGCAUAUAGCCCUUGAACAGGAUCUUUUACAUGUCAUUCACUGCAUCUUGAUUUUUUUUUGCUUUCACUUAAUUUUACAAGGCAAACUGCUUUGACCACUACACAGUGCUUGAAAACUCAUAUUCAGCAGUGAAUGGAUUUAGUGGGGAGGAAACCUAUUAAUAUUUGACAUUUGAGGAUUAUGGAAAGAAUUGAUGUGUUAAUAAAUAAAAAAAAAAUUAUAUUUCUCUUGCGUGUGAUAAUUUAUGGACCAGAGAUUAUUUGUUCCUUUAAUUUUUCUGAUCCUCACAUCCUCGUAUAGUGUCCCACAAAAGGACGAUCAUGGCAGCAUUGUCUCAUUCUGUCCCAUAAAAUUUCCUGCAUGUUCAAACAUUUAUUUUCUUCUAACUAACUCCUUUGCACAUAAUGUACUCCAUUGCUGUAUCCUUUCAUCUUCCAGGGGCCUUCCUUUCCCAUCAGGACCAGUUUAACUCACAUACACUUCAUACUCUUGCUUCAUUAACCUUGUUCUUCAUACCACAUCAUUGUGUAUCUGGCCUCAUGUCAAGGAACAAAAGUAGCUUACAUUUUGAAAUACAACAAAUGUCUUUCUUAUGUUUAUAAGUACUUACUAUGAAAAUAAAUAUUUCUAUAUGU
Portunus trituberculatus (swimming crab) is the source of this 4754-nucleotide messenger RNA. Its product is annotated as polypeptide N-acetylgalactosaminyltransferase 11-like. The record is from RefSeq and is a predicted model, not a curated record. Gene Ontology annotation, biological process: regulation of Notch signaling pathway. Gene Ontology annotation, cellular component: Golgi apparatus. Lineage: Eukaryota; Metazoa; Arthropoda; Malacostraca; Decapoda; Portunidae. Gene Ontology annotation, molecular function: Notch binding. Bases 184 to 2109 code for a protein of 641 amino acids. The transcript is spliced from 13 exons.